CCUCGAACGAAAAACUACAGCGUUGUGUUGCAAGAACAUGUCUGUAAGUGUUGAAGGUAUUGCAAUUUGCCUAAUGUUCACCCUAGUUGUGAAUAUCACUGCUCAGCUGGUUCAACUAGACGAUAAUUACGUGAACCGAGUUGUCGGGGGACAUGAAGCAGCAAAUGGAUCCGCCCCACACCAGGUAUCGCUCCAGCUGAAGGGUUUCGGGCAUAUCUGUGGUGGAGCUAUCAUCUCCAAUCGAUGGAUAUUGACGGCGGCGCAUUGUGUCGAUGGAGAGACACCUGGUGAAAUAAAUGUUCUAGUCGGAACCAACAGUCUCAAAGAAGGAGGCCAGCUCUACGAAUCGGAAAAGUUCAUCCAGCACAAACAAUACAAUGAUCCACAGUUCAGUAACGACAUCGCUCUGAUACGACUGAAGUCGGAGCUGCAGCUGGCAGCAAAUGUGAGUAUCAUCGAGUACUCCGAGCGAGAAAUUGGUGCUAAUCUUUCGGUGAAAUUGACGGGAUGGGGAAGGACUUCGAUGGGUGGUCCCAUCCCGACGCAGCUACAAACAAUCGACCUAAAGACGCUCAGUCAUGAAGAUUGCAAGCAACGAACGGUUAAUGCUGACAUUGGUCAUAUUUGUACGCUAACCAGAAGCGGCGAGGGAGCUUGCAAUGGUGAUUCCGGAGGACCACUAACUUAUGAUGAGAAACUGGUUGGAGUGGUCAAUUUUGGUGUACCAUGUGCUCUGGGAUAUCCUGACGCAUAUGCUCGCGUAUCGUACUAUCAUGAAUGGAUUAGAACGAAUCUAGCUGAAAACUCGUAGAUGCCCAUCAUAAUUGGGUUAACGCAGCUUAGCUAACAUAAGUUUUAUUAGAAAUAAAUGUAGUUUUCUGUGUGCAAAUGUAUCAACACUUGAUUACUUGAUUGAAUGAUUACUGACUAAUCGGUUACACAUUUGUAUAUUCAAACUGUCACUAUAAGUCAAGACCAGGCUCUUAUAAUUUCACUUCAAUUGAUACAUCGUCACCCGAUAUUGGUUCUAUCACUUUUUUAUUUCAUGCAAACUCAUGCAGGCUGAAAAUAGUGCUACUCUCUCUUCACGCUCAAUUAAGAGAAUAUCACUUCACUUUCGUACAGCCUUGUUUUAUUUCACCUUCAUUUCUUUCAUUCUUC
Molecule: messenger RNA, 1161 nt
Organism: Toxorhynchites rutilus septentrionalis
Lineage: Eukaryota; Metazoa; Arthropoda; Insecta; Diptera; Culicidae
Product: chymotrypsin-1-like
Exons: 3
Coding region: 38-811 (257 amino acids)
Biological process (GO): proteolysis
Molecular function (GO): serine-type endopeptidase activity
Source: RefSeq, a predicted model, not a curated record